CGACGUCGGUCGAUUACUUCUCGGAGAAAGCAACGGCGGCCCGACCACUUCGCGGUAGAAAAUUAGCCGCCCUCGUCCCCUUCCCUUCUUUCCUUCUCUCCUCCCUCGAGUCCGUCGCUUCUUCUGCAUUCGAUUUCCUCUGAAUCGAUCGGAUUCGGACCCACACAUCCUGCAAGGUAUGGGAAGUCAUCAUGUAAUCUUAGAGAUGAGCUAGUUGAUAUUCUGGUGACAUAACUACUGCAACCUACUUGCGUCCAAUUGAAGUUGCACAUGGAGGUUUUUCUAGGCUUGGGAAGAGUUUAAGAAUAUAGGGGCAAAUCAAGUUAGAUAAAGGUUACAACGUGAGACAGGAAACUGGAUCUUGUGAUGUUAUGUCUGCACACCUUUUAAGCCAAAAAUAAGUGGUUUGGCUUGUUUGUAGAGGGAUGAAAUUGGGGACUCUAAAUGGACUGAGAGGUAAACGUCUUUCGCUCACUCUCAUCAUCAUCUUCACAACGCUUCUUAUAUGGGGAUGGGAGAGAACACCGCACCAAGAUACUUUCCACCCACAACAUGAGCAGGAUUUGUAUCCUCAAGUUGCUCGCAUUAAGUAUAUCCAUCAGCUUCCAUCAGAAGAGGAAGAUUUUCCAGAUGCUGACACAAUUGGAAAUCGGACAAAUGGAACAGUACCGCAAGUUCUCAGUGAUAAGCCAGUAGGUUCUCCAACAGCAAGUAAAACAACAGAAGUGGAUGAAGGUCUUCAAGCAAUAACUGUAGAGAAUAACGCUUGUAACUACGCAAAAGGGAAAUGGGUUUCACACGAGAGAAGACCUUUGUAUUCUGGGUUUGGAUGUAAACAGUGGCUAUCUGAACCUUGGGCAUGUAGAUUGACUCAGCGGAAAGAUUUCUCCUAUGAAAAAUUCAGAUGGCAGCCAGAAAGCUGUGAUAUGCCCGAGUUUGAGGGUUCCAAAUUCUUGAGAAGGAUGCAGGACAAAACCAUUGCCUUUGUAGGGGAUUCCUUGGGAAGACAGCAGUUCCAAUCACUUAUGUGUAUGGUGUCCGGUGGCGAACAAAGAUCCGAUGUGGAAGAUGUUGGGCUACAGUAUGGUUUUGUCACAGGCCCUGAUGCUGCACGACCAAAUGGUUGGGCUUAUCAGUUCUCAAGCACCAAUACCACCAUCUUGUACUACUGGUCUGCAACCCUCUGUGAUGUGGAACCUCUGAAUGUAUCAGAUCCAGCUACUAAUUAUGCCAUGCACCUUGAUCGGCCAACAUCAUUUUUAAGCCAAAAUCUUCAUAGAUUUGAUGUUCUGAUUCUUAACACUGGCCACCACUGGAACAGAGGGAAGCUAAAUGCUAAUAGGUGGGAAAUGUAUGUUAAUGGAGCACCCAACACCGACAAGAAGCUUGCACCCAUGGGAAGUGCCAAAGAUUUUGCUGUUCAUAGUGUCGUCAAGUGGUUAGACGGCCAGCUGCCACUGCAUCCACGGCUGAAAGCAUUUUAUAGGUCAAUUUCUCCCAGGCAUUUCUUUAAUGGAGAGUGGAACUCUGGAGGUACUUGUGAUAAUACCAAACCACUGGCAGGUGGGAGUGUUGUUUCACAGGAUGCUGCUGUUGAUGUAGCUGCUGUAAGUGCUGUGAAUGGCACGAGUGUUGAGCUUUUGGAUAUCACUGCUUUAUCCCAACUGAGGGAUGAGGGGCAUAUCUCCAAGUACAGUAUUAAAGGCACACAAGGUGUUCAGGAUUGCUUGCAUUGGUGCCUGCCAGGUAUUCCUGAUACAUGGAAUGAGAUCUUAGCCGCUCAGCUCUAAGCUAUCAUCUGAGUGCAAAAAUUAAAAAAUGUGUAGCCAUUCUUUCUAAUGUUUUGUAAGGCUAUGUUUAAGGAAAUCAAUUGGACCUCUCUGAGGUAGAUAAUGGCAUGGGAGAGAGAGAGAGAGAGAGAGAGAGAGAGAGAGAGAGAGAUCAUUUAGUAUGGAGAUGAUUUUGUUGCCAAUGUAACAUUCUCUGUUUUCUUUGUUACACAUUAAAUGACUGAGUUUUCUUUAGAGA
Musa acuminata subsp. malaccensis (wild Malaysian banana) is the source of this 2028-nucleotide messenger RNA. Its product is annotated as protein trichome birefringence-like 16. NCBI's taxonomy places the organism in Eukaryota, Viridiplantae, Streptophyta, Magnoliopsida, Zingiberales, Musaceae. Gene Ontology annotation, cellular component: Golgi apparatus. Gene Ontology annotation, molecular function: acetyltransferase activity. Gene Ontology annotation, biological process: carbohydrate metabolic process. The record is from RefSeq and is a predicted model, not a curated record.